AUGAUAGAAAACUUUGCGGAAACACAAUUAAAAAAAUAUGGCUGGUCUCAAGGUCAAGGUUUAGGGAAGAACUUUGAGGGAAGAAAAGAACCUAUAACAGUAAUAAAUAAAAAUGAUAUGCGUGGGCUCGGUGACAAUUCUGAAGAUUGGUCUUUUGAAUGGUGGGAUCGUGUUUACACCAAGACUUUAGAUAAUAUAAAAGUAUCAACAACUUUGGAUGGGGAUGUAAAUGUGUCCAAAGUUUCUAAAGAGGCAAUAAUCCCAAGGAAUCGAGCUGGAAUCAUUAGUACCGAGGAGUCAAUGUAUUCUCUUACUCUUCCCAGCUCGACGGAAAAUGAUAAAUCUCUCUCUUCAUCAACAGUAUCUGUUGCUAGACGCCCAUUUUUAUAUGAUAACUUCGUCAAGAGUCUGACUGGACCAUUAGACAUGGAUAGGAUAAACAAGCCAGCUACAAAACGGAUGGCAUCUAAUAAUUUGGACAGAGAUUAUGAUUCGAAUGAGGGAAAUAGACAUCCAAUUGAAGACUUACAAGAAGACAUGGCUAAUGUAAAGCCUAAAAUCGAACGAAAAAGUAAAAAAUCAAAAAGCAAGUCAAAUACCAAAAAAUUUAGAGGUUCAAUCGAAACCAAGAACAAAAAUAAAGCAAAAAAAAAAAAAAUAGAAAAAUAG
Dentiscutata erythropus is the source of this 669-nucleotide messenger RNA. The record is from the annotation of a GenBank genome assembly. NCBI's taxonomy places the organism in Eukaryota, Fungi, Glomeromycota, Glomeromycetes, Diversisporales, Gigasporaceae.